This is a messenger RNA of Haemonchus placei, 1890 nucleotides long. NCBI's taxonomy places the organism in Eukaryota, Metazoa, Nematoda, Chromadorea, Rhabditida, Trichostrongylidae. The record is from the annotation of a GenBank genome assembly.
AUGGAUGACUCGUCAAGAAUUUUGCGUAUCAUCACCAAUAAGCUGGUGAACGAGGCCGUUAGUAAUUCAAAGAAAGCUGUUUCUACGGAUUCUCAGGAAUUUAAGAAACUGAAGAAAGUGGUCCGUGAGAAUGAGAACGCUAUAGCUGAAUAUGUCGAGUACCUUUUUGUGUCUUUGAAGCGCUCUGACUCGGAACGGAGACAAUCCUUGAUGUCAGUAUUCGAUUAUUUUUUCAAUCGUUCUCAUAAUUUUCGCCUGAGAACCGUGGACAAGUUGCAGGAGUUACUUCUACUGGUGUGUGAAACGGAUCCAUUGCAUCAUCCUCUCCCUGGACCAACUACGGAAUGCAAAGAAUUGAAGGCCUACGCUUUGAAAACGGUCAAACAAUGGCAUGAGAAGUUUGGUCCCGGUUACGUGAAAUUGAAUUUCGUUGGCGAUUUUUUGCGAGAAUCUAAGGCUAUUGAUUUCGAUUCUGCAUCUGCGGAACUACUGGCUGAAAGAAUGAGAAAGGAAGCAGAAAAUCGGAGAAGCGCAGAGUUGUCUCAGAAGAUCGCCGCCAGUGUUCGUCGGAAAUUCGACCAAGUCAAAGAUGAUAUAGAAAGAUGUAUUGCCUCGGCUGACACGGCCCUCUCUAUUCUUGUUCCUCUUUUUUGUGUCGAUUCUGAGGAAAAUGAAGCCAAGAACCGUGAUGCUGCCUCUUGUCGAGACAACGAUCAAAUUCAAGAAAUGCAGACGGUUCACGGAUACACAAGUUCUGAAACAAUUUCGGUUGUUUUGCCAUCGCUCACGCCAGAAGUCACGGUCAAUGAGGACAACGAGGCACUAAUAGAAAACCUACGGGAUGCAAAAGUAAUGCUAGACGUCUAUCGAAAAAAGAUUUUUAGGUGCACUUAUAUUCUCUUGCCAAAAAGCACUAUCCCCUACUCGCUACCUUAUUUUAGUUGGCAGCGUAAAUUAAAUGGCGCCGUUGGCGUAGAACUUCUAAUGCGAGAUCUGACGGCAAUAAACGGAAAGAUCGAACAGCGAUGUGGGAAGAUUGCUGAAUUGAACCUUAAGCCAAAGAGGCGGAAACGGAAAGGCGCUGAUUCUAGUGAAAGUGAGGAAAGCGACCUCGAAGAAGUACCUGAAAAGCAGUUGGAGGACUUUAUGCCACCCGAUGAAGUUCCGCGACAUAUCAUGGAGCGAGUACAACAGCUGGAAAAUGGGAAAUGUUCCGAGCAGCCAUGUUGCAGUAAAUCGCUGGUGACAACUUCAUCAGUGACAGCACCGAAAGAGGAUGAGGUCAAGCCAAAGCCUGAUAUUCCUGUUGUUUCGUUCGGGCUCGACUUAAAAUACUGGGGAGAGGCUUACAUUGAGCCCACCAUCCUUCGUAACAACGCAGAUUGUCAUCCGUUUUGGAGAGCACCAGAGGAUGACGAUCGGCCUGCAUUAAACGAAAAGGGGUCGAAUGUGGGAGAGGUCCGGUUGAUAACAUGGAUAGGAGAACCACAACGAGCUGAGAGGCGUUGCAAGGCGAGGCUGCCAAAUGGGAAGCUUUGCCCAAGAAUGGACUUGCGAAAGUGCCCACUUCACGGCAUAAUAGUAGAUAGAGAUGACGAAGGUUUCCCUCUGGAAGAAUUGGAUACAACCGAAAUGUCUUCUUCACAAGCUGAUCGUGAACAUCAAGAAGAAGAAGAAUAUUUGAGGGAUCUGGAAGCUGCAACUGGGAAAUCGUUUGUCAGUAAACCUAAGAAGAAGAAGGUGCGAGAAAGUACUGUACGUGAGCGGCUGGAGAAAAAACUUCUCAACCCUCGGACAAUCAAACGUGUCUCAGCUGCUCUUGAUGCAGCCCGUAAAGCUAGGUUGCAGAAGAAGUUCGGGGAUCAGUUUGCUCACUCCUUUUCCAAAUGA